Messenger RNA from Klebsormidium nitens, 2784 nucleotides. The record is from the annotation of a GenBank genome assembly. NCBI's taxonomy places the organism in Eukaryota, Viridiplantae, Streptophyta, Klebsormidiophyceae, Klebsormidiales, Klebsormidiaceae.
CUUCCCUCCCAGCAAAAGCAGCUCGAAAGGCGUUCCUUGCACGGCCGCUUGAGAAAGCUGCAUCUGCGGCGGUACCUGCGGUGGUAGCCUUUCGCAGGGUGCUUGGUGGUGUGCAGCGGUGCCUAAGUAUUCCGCAUCCAGAAGCUUUCUUCCCACAUUUAUCACAAGGAGUCUCGUUUUCUUCAGUUGCAAAAGCAUAUUCAAGCAACUCAAAGAUACUGAGCAAUAGCUGGCAAUCGCAAGCAUUGACAUGCAAGGGUGUUGGAAACAGAGCGCUGUUGACAACAACAUCGCUAUAGCCGCUCAUCCGGCUGUCCUGUUGAGGUUGCUGAGUUGCUUUCUGCUCCUCACUCGAGCAGCUAAGCAGAGCUGAAGUGCACUGAUCUUUGACCAGCCUAGGAACACUUGCAAACCAUAAUCAACAACUUCUGCUUGGCGCUUAGCCAGAGGGACAAGCACAGUGCUGCAACCUGAAAAGCCUCUGCCUCUGCCUCAGCAUUUUGAGUCUGCUGCAGCCGGAAGCGCAAGAUGAAGAAGCCAAGGGAGGCGUCCUCCCUCCUGGCCCUGCUCACAGGCCCUGUCGUUGCUGCAUUACAGGGCCAAAAGACGCGCCCAAGCCUCUUUGCCGGUCUCGUCCUGUGCGCGUUCAUUGUCGGCCCGAUCUGGUACACAUUCCUCUCUGUCGCGCACCACAUUGCACGGGAUUGCGUUGCACCUCGAGGCCUCCGAGGGGGGCUGCCUCCCGAGCUUUGGGGCAUGGUCAACACUGACCUGAUAGGUGCCACUCUCAUGGGGGGGGGCGGCGCAGGGGGGAAAAUCGCGGACGCAAACGACACCCUGCCUGACUUCGAGCUGUUUGAGUGCGACCGCUCGUCGGAGUUGACGGACUACUGCGUGAUCCAAGGGGACGUACGAGUGGACUACCGCACGGGUGAGAUCGUGCUCGUCGCUCGGCGGCCUGAGACCCCCCGGGGGCUGCUGCAGGUGCAACCGUACCCUCGGAAGUGGGACGAUCCGGUCAUGGACACGAUUACAAUGCAGGAGGUCUACUCGGUAGAUGUUGAUGGGGGGAACCCGGAUGAGGAGAACACCGAUUUGGACCACCUGAAAGCCCUCCGAGGGGGAGCGGCGAAGGGAGGUGAUGGGAAGAAACGAGCCCCCCGCUUCCGGAGGAGAGGCAGCGCGCUGGAGUGCACAAAAACGAGCGACGUGCCGGCGGUGCUCUUCUCGGCGGGGGGGUACAGCGGGGGUAUCUUCCAUGACUUCAAUGAGGUCUUCAUCCCCCUGUUCCAGACGACGCAGGGACUCCAGCGAGAGGUGGUCCUGAUGGUUUCUGAUCUGAAGGGCCCAUGGUGGUUCCGGGGCGCCCCCAACGAGAGCUUUGCGGGCGCGUUCACAAACUACCCGGUCCGGCUCAUGAACAGCGAGACGGACGCGGAGGGAUCCCCGCAGGAGGUCGAGUGCUUCCCAAAGCUCAUCAUCGGGCUGAAGCACAACCUGUGCUUGUACGACGAGUACGGGGGCAAGAAGGAGCGUGAUGAGGUAAAAGCGGGUGUGCGGUUCAGAGACUUCUCGCUGAAGGUGAUGGAGUCCAUGAACCUGCCGGACUGGAUGUGGGACCCGAAUAACAACGAGGUGUUUCUGCCCAAGGGCAAGGUGCCCCACCUGUGCAUCGUGCAGCGCCAAAAGACGAGGCGCAUCUCCAACUACGACCGGCUGCGCGAGCUCGCCGUCGACGAGGGCUUUGGCGUUUUCGACAUCGUCUUCGAGGAGUUGUCACCGCACCAGAUCGUCGAGUUCAUGCGAUACUGUGAUGGCCUGAUUGGAGUCCAUGGUGCGGGCUUCACGAACACGGUGUUCAUGCGGCCGCGGUCGGUGAUCCUCCAGAUCAUGCCCUUCGGCGAGUACGGCGAGGGCAUGGUCGUCGGGCGCGAGUACAAAAAUAUCGCCGAAGCGCUCGCCGCGUCCUACAUGGAGUGGCACGUGCCCCGGGAGUACAGCUCCCUGUGGACGCAGUACAAUGCGACGUCGGUGGAGCUGUCGGACCCGCGCAGCCUCUGGAUGGAUGACCUCAUCAAGGCCAUGACGCUCUAUCAUAGCCAGGACGUCACGGUUCCGGAAAAGGUGUUCAAGACGCUGCUGCGGCACAUGACGCACGCCCUCGCGCUCCAGGAGGGGAUCACCGGGGAGUACAUCAAGCGCCGGGUGGAGAUCAACCGGGCAGAAGCAGCCCAAGCUGCCGCUUAAUAAUCGGUCGGGAGGUUCAGCCCCGGGCAGGAAGACCGGGCUUUUUUCAGUGUUGUCUUUUCACCGUCGGGAGCAGCCCGCCCCUCAUACGGUGUCAGCUUUGGAUUCAAUGGGCAAUGCCCGGAUAGACGUAAGAGAUUGAGAAUAACGGGAACUUCCAAGUAGAUUGUAUCAUAGUGGGAAGGUCUUUCGUCUCGAGUCACAGGUAUCGUCAAUUGGCAAGCAGCGUUGGAGUUGCUGAAAGUCAAAAGGAUGCCAACAAUUGAUCCGACUUCAAGGGAAGGGUGGAGCGCCUUGGGGAUGCAGGCCGAAAGACAGGUGCCAUCACGGCGUCGAUAAGGAUCGUCUGUAUCUUCGCGCUGAGCCAUAGGGAUGUCACGGUCCUCACCAUUUUCUGUUUCUAGAGCAGCCCUAGACUGAUUGGAUUUGGUUCACAUAGAAACGAACAUGCAUACCAGUGUUGUCGACAACCAAUAACCUUAGCUCCACGUUCCCUUGUUUAUGUGGCUCAUGGUAGUGAGGAUCUACUGUCCGUCU